This is a messenger RNA of Papilio machaon (common yellow swallowtail), 2187 nucleotides long. RefSeq names its product cytosolic purine 5'-nucleotidase (gene Nt5b). The coding region runs from base 241 to 2040 and encodes 599 amino acids. The transcript is spliced from 13 exons. NCBI's taxonomy places the organism in Eukaryota, Metazoa, Arthropoda, Insecta, Lepidoptera, Papilionidae. The record is from RefSeq and is a predicted model, not a curated record. Gene Ontology annotation, molecular function: 5'-nucleotidase activity.
GUAUCGAGAGCGAGGCAGUCGUAGUUUAAUCAUAUUGCGACUUGUUUUAUCUUUAUUAUAAAUAUAUAAUUAUCUGUUCAACAGAUAGCGAAAAAUACUGAAAUACAAUCCAGUUCAAUUUUAGCUCAAACACCUACAACAAGUAGUGUUUAACGUACAAAAUAUUUGUUUAAGCAAUAUUACAAAUGUACAACAAUUGUAUUGAUACGGCAUUUUAAGGAUAGUAAUAGUGAAUAGUGCAUGUAUAGAUUCUUAGGUCUGCAACGAAGCCAAAGAAAAAAUAAUUUAAGUAAAACAUUUCUUAGAGUUUGUAGUCAAAUUCACAGUGAAAUGGAAAUCGCAAAGGAUUCUUUAAUAGGUCAAGACAAAAAUCAAAUUUUUUCAAAGAAAUACUACAGGAGAGUUGAGCACAGAAUCUUCGUCAACAGAUCACUGCAUUUGGAAAAUGUGAAAUUUUAUGGUUUUGAUAUGGACUAUACAUUGGCCGAAUACAAAUCGCCACAAUAUGAAACUCUAGGUUUUAAUUUAACUAAAGAGAGAUUAGUUAACUUGGGAUACCCAAGUGAGAUUCUGGAAUUCGAAUAUGAUCCUUCUUUUCCUGUUAGAGGUCUAUGGUUCGACACGUUGUAUGGCAACCUAUUAAAAGUAGACGCUUAUGGUAACAUUCUGGUCUGUGUGCAUGGAUUUGAAUUCUUGAAGCAUUCCCAAGUAUACGAGUUAUAUCCAAAUAAAUUCUUAACCCUCGACGAAUCGAGAGUGUAUGUACUGAACACAUUGUUCAAUUUGCCAGAGACGUAUUUAAUAGCGUGCUUAAUUGAUUUCUUCACAAACUCGCCACAGUAUACAAGAGAGAAGACCGGUGUAAGAUGUGGGGAUUUGGCGAUGUCUUUCAAAUCUAUAUUCCAAGACGUGAGGAGCGCGGUUGACUAUGUUCACAUACAUGGAGACCUCAAGUCAAAGACCAUCGAGAAUCUGGACCUCUACUUGAAAAAGGACGAACGUCUUCCAACCUUCCUAUCCAGGAUUACAGAGAGUGGAGCCAAGGUGUUCCUGCUAACAAACAGCGACUACAACUUCACAGACAAGAUCAUGAACUACUUGUUCGAUUUCCCGCAUGGAGUACAAGCGACUGACCCUCACAGGAACUGGAGGACGUAUUUCGACUGGAUUGUGGUGGACGCGAAGAAGCCUCUGUUCUUCGGCGAAGGCACCACACUGCGUCAGGUGGACACGCGGACCGGCGCCCUCAAGAUGGGCUAUCACGUUGGUCCGCUGCACGAGGGUCUCGUCUACUCCGGAGGUUCAUGUGACGUCUUCACUGAGCUGAUCGGAGCUAAAGGCAAAGACGUGCUGUACAUCGGUGACCAUAUUUUCGGCGACAUCCUGAAAUCGAAGAAGAUCGGCGGCUGGCGCACCUUCCUCAUAGUACCAGAGCUGGUGCAGGAGUUACACGUGUGGACUGACAAGUGCCAGCUGUUCGCGCAGCUCCAGAACUUGGAUGUGCAGCUGGGAGAUAUGUACAAAGACCUGGACUCGAGCACAAAGGAAAAGCCGGACAUAUCUAAGUUGCGCAGCUCGAUACGUGACGUCACACACAAGAUGGACCUCGCGUACGGCAUGCUCGGCUCACUAUUCCGCUCCGGAUCUAGGCAGACCUUCUUCUCUUCACAGGUGGUGAGGUACGCGGACCUGUACGCGGCCUCGUUCCUCAACUUGAUGUAUUAUCCGUUCUGCUACAUGUUCCGUGCGCCCGCCAUGCUCAUGCCACAUGAGAGUACAGUCGCUCAUGAGCAGCGCUUCACCGUCGACACACCCACCAUUGACCGAUCUAGACAUCCGAGCGCCCAGCGACCAUACCCAGUGCUGGCGGAGGAGUUGUCUGAAGAUAAUGAUACCACCAAUGACGUUAUCGAUAUUAAGACGCAAGCAUCAGUGCCACAUGUGAGGCCGGAGACCCCACGGCAAUUGACCCACACACACGAUGAUGACUGCUCCGAUGAUGAGGACGUUGCCAAGAACAACACCAACAAGGAUGUCUAGACAACACCGCGGCAACACCGGCAUAACACCGGGACAUCGCACAGGGCGCAUAAGGCUGUGGAAAGUGGCGUUAUGAUAGUUCCAAAUGUAUACCUAAAUUUUGUAAACAUUGAAUUCAUAUCGCAUAUUUCGUGAUAAGAUUUACAU